Messenger RNA from Pichia kudriavzevii, 1536 nucleotides. RefSeq lists its product as uncharacterized. Gene Ontology annotation, biological process: carboxylic acid metabolic process. NCBI's taxonomy places the organism in Eukaryota, Fungi, Ascomycota, Pichiomycetes, Pichiales, Pichiaceae. The record is from RefSeq and is a predicted model, not a curated record. Gene Ontology annotation, molecular function: pyridoxal phosphate binding; carboxy-lyase activity. The coding region runs from base 1 to 1536 and encodes 511 amino acids. The transcript has a single exon. Gene Ontology annotation, cellular component: cytoplasm.
AUGACUAAAGAUGUCAGAAUAUCCUGUAAUAUGGAGGCCGGCAGGGUUCAAGAAUUGGAGCAAAUAGUUAAACCUGCCUUAGAUAUAAUUAUUCAGUACGUCAAGGAAAUUGACAGUGGAAGUCGAAAUAUUGGUCCUAGGUUUGACAACCCUGCAGAACUUGAUAAGAAGCUUGGACUGCAAGAUAUUGCAAAUUUAUUUGAGAAAUCUAUACAACAAGAUGCUCUAGAUCCCACUAAAGAUGUUCUUCAUGUUGUGGAGACGAUACUGAACAACUCCGUCUGUACAUGGCAUCCCGGCUUUAUGGAUAAAUUAUACGUUGGUACAAAUCCGAUUGGGCUUUUGUCAGACAUGGUUUUGUCAAUUCUGAAUACCAAUUCCCACGUUUUCACUGUUUCCCCCGUGUUGACGGUAAUUGAAAAAAAAGUUUCACAAAAAUAUGCCUUUAUGUUUGGCUUUGACGGCGCACACGCAGGUGGUUUGACAUUUAGCGGUGGAUCGUGGUCUAACAUUACUAGUUUACAAACAGCAAGAAGCUUCAAGUAUCCAGACACCAAAACACAAGGCACCAGUAAAUAUAAGUUUGCAAUAUUCACCAGCGUGCAUUCUCAUUAUAGUAUUGAUAAGGCUGCAAUAUUAUUAGGUUUAGGUCUGGAUUCAGUUUUUAAAGUUCCUGUAAACGAAUACGGACAAAUGAAUACUGACGUGUUGGAAGCAAAAAUUAAAACAAGUAUCGAGAAAGGCUUCACGCCCCUCUACGUGAACGCUACUGCAGGAACAACUGUUUUCGGUUCGUACGAUCCAUUUGUGAAGAUUUCAGAGAUUGCCAAAAAAUACAAUUUAUGGUUCCAUAUUGAUGCAUCUUGGGGAGGUAAUGCCAUUUUCAGCCCGAGUAGGAAGAGUAAACUCAAUGGUUCUCAUCUUGCUGAUAGUAUCACGUGCAACCCACAUAAGAUGCUCGGAGUUCCUACAACUUGUUCCUUUUUACUCACUCCAGAUGAGCGUAUCUUUAAGCAGGCCAAUUCUUUGAAUGCACCAUAUCUAUUCCACAAUUUGAUGGACACCGAAGAAAAUUUUGACUUGGCAGAUGGUACCAUGGGAUGUGGACGCCGUCCCGAUGCGCUGAAGUUCUACUUAUCAUGGCUGUACUACGGACAGGGUGGAUUCCAAAAGAGAAUUGACCAUUCAUUUGACCUAGUUAGAUACUUUGUCUCCCAAUUAACGAAAACACCGGGUUUCACCGUGGUUAACGAUUUUCCAACCCCUUGUCUACAGGUUUGCUUUUAUUACAAUCCUACAAAUCAGAAACUGACAGGUGAGGAAAUGACCAGCUUGACAAGAAGAAUCGCUAUUGCCCUGCAUAAAAGUGGUGAUUUCUUAGUUGACUAUGCGCCAAAUCCUGACGAUGCAAUUAUAGGUGAAGAUAAUGGCGAAUUUUUCCGCUGCGUCUUGAACUCUCCGAAUAUUGAUAGUGAACUAAUUGACAAACUUAUCAACAGUAUUGUAUCCCUAGGAAAAAAAUUGGAAAAUAUUUAA